Molecule: messenger RNA, 1477 nt
Organism: Manihot esculenta (cassava)
Lineage: Eukaryota; Viridiplantae; Streptophyta; Magnoliopsida; Malpighiales; Euphorbiaceae
Product: probable WRKY transcription factor 48
Exons: 3
Coding region: 155-1171 (338 amino acids)
Biological process (GO): regulation of DNA-templated transcription
Molecular function (GO): sequence-specific DNA binding; DNA-binding transcription factor activity
Source: RefSeq, a predicted model, not a curated record
CCCUUUUUUUUUUUUUUUUUCAAAAAAAAUAAUAAUUUCGUAAUAAGACUUGAAAAAUAGAGAAGAAAGAGAAAAGGAGAACAAGUGCCAUACUCAAAUGAAGAAGCAGAAUAUGUGCUUUUGAUUUAUAUUACAAGGAUUGCAUCAAAUUUCUAUGGAGAAGAGAGAGGAUCAUCAUCGGCAAAUGAUGAAGAAUGAGAUUUCCAUGGCAAAUUCCACCACAUUCAUCACAGAGGAGAUGCCCAUCACUAGUUUUUCUGCUUUUUCUUCAUCAUCUUCCACAACUCCAACAACAUCAGCAAGCAUCUUUGACAUGAUGAUGCCAUAUGAUCAUAUCGCUGAUAAAGCCUCCUUAGGCUUCAUGGACUUGCUUGAUGGGAACCAAGAUUUUGGUACUUCUUUAUUACUGGAUUGCUUUCAGCUUCAGCCUCCUCCGAUUCUUCCUCACCAACCUUUACCCUCACCGGCAUCUACUGUUCCUGAAUCAUCUGAGGUCUUGAAUACUCCGGCCACUCCUAACUCCUCCUCGAUCUCUUCUUCCUCCAAUGAAGCAGGAAAUGAUUCACAAGCUAAAGCUGGAGAUGAAGAAGAGCAGGAUCAAGAAAAGAACAAGAAACAGUUGAAACCCAAAAAGAAGAACCAAAAAAGGCAAAGAGAGCCAAGAUUCGCUUUCAUGACAAAGAGCGAAGUUGAUCACCUUGAUGAUGGGUAUAGAUGGAGAAAGUACGGCCAAAAAGCAGUGAAAAACAGCCCUUUUCCAAGGAGCUAUUAUCGUUGCACUAGUGCAGGAUGUGGGGUGAAGAAGAGAGUAGAGCGAUCAUCUGAAGAUCCCACCAUAGUCGUUACAACCUAUGAAGGGCAACACACGCAUCCAAGCCCCAUAACUCCUAGGGGAAGUAUCGGACUUUUGCCAGAUUCAGGUUGUUUCGGUGCUGCAACUUCUUCUUUUGUCCUUCCACAAUCUCACUACCAGCAACAACAAAAUGCCUAUAUGUACAGUUCAUCCCCUUCUCUGAACAUUAGCACUAAUAGUAGUUUUAAUCCCCCAUUUUCUCCGAGUUUUCUUCAAGAGAGACGAUUAAGUCAUUCAUCAGCUUCUUUGUUUAGAGAUCAUGGGCUUCUCCAGGACAUCGUGCCUUCCCAGAUGAGAAAGGAGACUCCAGAGGAGUAAAAGGAUUUGCAUGUUAGUUUACUGGUAUGUAAAAUUCUCUGACCUCUCGGGUUCUGUCUCUGGAGAUAAUUAAUCCCUCUUCAUCGAUUACCCAUUAACUGAACCUUAUCGUUGGGAAAUGAUGAUGAUGACUAGCCUUUUAAUUAGCAACUUAUGCAGGGACUUAGCUAGUUUUCGUUCUUUUGUUUUGUUUUGUUUUUUUUUUUUUGUGUGUUAUUCUUUUGUAUCCAGAUAUUAUCCGAUUAUGGAGAUAAUUGAGUUUUGUAUCAUCCUUUUCCCCCUAUAAUAGCUACUCAAAUUUCUUUA